Serendipita indica DSM 11827 is the source of this 2058-nucleotide messenger RNA. The record is from the annotation of a GenBank genome assembly. NCBI's taxonomy places the organism in Eukaryota, Fungi, Basidiomycota, Agaricomycetes, Sebacinales, Serendipitaceae.
AUGCUCCCUCUCCUCACCCUCGUCGUUGCAGCCGCCACUACCCACUCUUCGGCCAGUUACAUUGGCGAUGCUGGACGGGCACUCUAUGACUUGGCCAGACGAGCACCCACAGCGACCAAUGGGACCUGCAAUACGGACCAGUCAAAGCCCCCGGGUGAUCUCACCGCUUGCGGCAAUUCGACCCUCUUCUUUGUCUGGCGUCCAAAGGCACGCUUCAUUGCCCCCGAGGGUUGGAUGAACGACCCACAGGGUCUCUGGCAGCGUGACGAUGGAUCCUUCCAUGCUGGAUACCAAUGCCACCCCCAGCAUUACCAGUGGGGAAACAUUUCACAAUGCUCCGCAUUCUCCGACGAUCUCACUUACUGGCGAGAUGCCAACAGCUGGCAAGACCCAAAGACACUGUAUCCGUCUCAAAUCUACGACAUUCGUGGCGUCUUUGAUGGUUCCAUUAUCAAAAAGGGAUGGAAAGGCUAUCCUACCACCAUCUAUACUUCCGUCUUUCCUGCUCCUCUAGGUGCAACCAGCCAACCCCCCGAACAAGAAGGUGCAGAGACGCAGAGUAUUGCCUAUACAAAAGACGGUGGCGCGACCUGGACCAAGCUCAACUUUGGUUAUGGCGACAAUCCAGUCAUUUACAAGUGGCCCGAACAAAAUCUCACUGGAUUCCGCGACCCAUAUGCAUUCGAGUCGCCUAUUCUCGCCAAGAUGCUCAAAAACGUCACAGCCGUCAAAGCAACAGGCGAAAACUUUCUCACCAUUAGCGGCGGCACGCGUGAAGAAGCCGACCCAAACGGCGGUCCUCGUCUCUAUCUCUACCGCCAGACGACACCCGGCGAGGUCCGCCACUGGACGUAUAUCGGUCCCAUCAUUGCACCUUCGCGUAGAAACGCCUUUUCAGAAUGGAGUGGCAACUUUGGCACAAACUUUGAGACGGCGGGUAUCACCCGUCUCAACGAAAAUGGCAUGGCAUACGACGAUGGCUCGGACUCGCGUGCGCUCGAUAUUGUUGGUUUGGGCACCGAACAAGGUCGUAAUGGCUCCCACGAGAAUCACUGGCCACUUUGGUCUGCUGUCACAUAUCGCAACGACGGCAAUGCCAUUAGCUCGACGAUUGAUGCUAGCGGUGUCGUCGACUGGGGACGCGUCUAUGCAUCCAUCUUCUUCCCCGUCAAGAACAAGCGCUCCGUCCUCAUCGGCUGGACGUACGAAGACGACGAGGAUCUCGUUCUCACGGCUCAGCGUGGCUACCAGGGUGCAUUUACGCUCUUCCGCGACCUCUUCCUCAAGGUGACGCGCAAUGUCGAUCCCUCGACGUCUGGACUCCGCGAUCCAGGAAGCUGGAAAGUAUGGAACGAGACCGACGGAAGCAUCUCUGUUGUCACGGUCGGCCAAAAGAUUGUACCCGAGACGCUCAAAGAGUACAAGGCAAAGUCUACAAUCUCCCAGCCCAAAGCGCGUUCGCUCAAAGCAAGUGACGGCUAUGUCCCCUUUCGCGUCCAACCAACUUCGCGUUACUAUGCCAUCAACGCCAACCUCAAAUUCGACGGCUCAAGCGACGCAGCACCGCGAGCUGGAUUCCGCGUCUUGGCGAGCGACCAAGAGUACACGGACAUUUACUACGACUGGCGCCAGGAGACGCUCUACAUCCAGCGCGACCAUAGCUCGUUGAUCAAGACGUACGGAAACGAGACGGAAGCUGGUAAAUUGCGCCUAUGGCCCGUGCGCAGCGGCGGUAGUGGUGCCAAUGCCACCUAUACACCCCAGUCGCUCAACUUGACCAUCGUCGUCGACAAUUCCGUCGUCGAAGUGUAUGCAAAUGACGAGACGGUGAUCACUACGCGCGUGUAUCCGUGGUUGAGUGCAUCCCAAGGUGCAGGCUUCCUCGUCCAGCCUUCGAGUGGCGGCAGUGGUGGUAAUUCGAGCGUCUACUAUUCCAAACUCGAGCUGUGGGACGGUCUCAUCAACGCCUGGCCACAGCGUCCGCGUGAUACCCGCAAGGGUCUCCUAUGGGAUGGUCCCUUGCCAGGUGGACCAUGGAGCGCUUGGGCUGGUGUCUAA